This is a messenger RNA of Thunnus maccoyii (southern bluefin tuna), 2498 nucleotides long. Its product is annotated as inosine-uridine preferring nucleoside hydrolase-like. The transcript is spliced from 8 exons. The record is from RefSeq and is a predicted model, not a curated record. Gene Ontology annotation, molecular function: hydrolase activity, hydrolyzing N-glycosyl compounds. Bases 667 to 1623 code for a protein of 318 amino acids. NCBI's taxonomy places the organism in Eukaryota, Metazoa, Chordata, Actinopteri, Scombriformes, Scombridae.
UGUGAGUUUGCCACGUAUCUUAACAUUUGGCAAAUCCUUGUAAACUUAGUCACUGACUGGCACAAACCAGUACCUUCUCCAAUCACUUCGGCAGCAGAGGGAGGAGGACAGGAUGGAGGACUACCUGCACAGAGAGCAGCUGCACACACACGCUGUACAGUGCCAGAAACAAGUUGUGAUGAGGACAAGGAAAAACUAUGAAAUCAGGAGAUAAACAGGAAUAAUUAUCAAUCGGGAUGACUCAGCUCUGACCAUGUAGAUACACAUGAUAGAUACACGCUCAGGUUCUUAAACAAAAACCAGAUAUCCCUUUAAACAAAGUGAUAAACUAAUGCUUUCAGACCCAAGUGUAUCAAAAGGGAUUGUUCAGUAGGUCAUCCACUAGUUUCCAGCACAGGCAUCCCUCUUUCAGCAUACUCACAGUUUACAUGCAAAGUCUGUGACCUUGUGCACCAAGUGCACGUUAUCAGAGAGUGUCAGGAUUCUCUGCACACAUCAAAGACCUCCCUUCAGCUCCCCUCAGCUGUCUAACAAAUAGGGUGGAGUGUCUGGCCAGAGCUGAUUAAGAGAAGUUUAUGGAUUGUACUUCACUCAUUGCUGUAGUUUCUGGACUCUUGUUUCAUGUUUGCUGGUUUACUCUUUCCUGUACGUCCAUGAGAAUAUAAGAUGAAGAAGAAGUUGAUCCUUGAUUUGGACACAGGGGUGGAUGAUGCUAUGGCCAUCAUGGUGGCCCUGGCAGACCCCAAUGUGGAAAUUUUGGGGAUCACCUGCAGCCAUGGCAACACACCCCUGGAGAACGUCCUAAAGAACACACUACGAGUGCUGAAAGUCUGCAACAGGCUGGAUAUCCCGGUAUACCGCGGCUGCGCAGAGCCCCUGCUGGCCGGUAAACUCCACGCUGGAGAUUUCCACGGGAAAGACGGGAUGGGUGAUGUCCCAGAUGCAGAUGCUCCUGGUCUGGAGCUGCUGCAGAAGGAAAAAGCCGUACAGGCCAUGAUCAAGAUUAUCAGUGAAAACCCUGAAGAGGUGAGUCUGGUCGCCACGGCGCCCCUCACUAACCUGGCCCUCGCUGUCAAACUGGAACCCUCCCUCCCUAAGAAACUGAAGGCGCUUUAUAUCAUGGGAGGAAACACUGAAUCCAGAGGUAACACUACAGUAUGUGGAGAGUUUAACUUUUUGGCUGACCCUGAGGCUGCCCACAUUGUGUUGGACUGCUACACCUGUCCCACCUACAUCGCCACCUGGGAGUUCAGCUGCAGGAACAGCCUGCCAUGGUCUUUCUGUGAAACUUGGCUGGCUCAAGACACAGACAAGGCUCGUUUCGUGGAGAAGAUUUCCCGGCACACCAGGAAGAUGGUCCAAACUGAGCGGUAUCAAAAGGAGCUGGUGGCAGGACCGGGGUUCAACUCCUGUGACACCUAUGCUUUGGCUGCUGCCAUCAACGACACACUGGUGACAGAAAGCGAGCAGGUUGCAGUGUCAGUGGAGUUGGCGGGAACCCACACCCGAGGCAUGAUGGUGCUCGACUACAUGGGCCUGCUGAAUAAGAAACACAAGGCCUUCAUCAUGAAGAAAAUUGACUCGGAGAAGUUCAAGAAAAUGUUGAUGGAUGCACUGAAAUAGCUUCUCUGAGCCACAGUAUUAUACUUUUUGCAAUAUACUGUUCAUGCCACUCUGAAAUACCCAAAAUAUAGUAUUAUGCCAUUAAUAUAUGCAGACAACAUAAACAAGUGAUACUGCAUUCACUCUGUAGCAUAAUAUGUAUAACACACUACAGAAAUGGGAAUGUCUGUCAGUCCACCACUUUUUUCCAGACUGAAAAAUCUCAACAAUGAUCACAUUGAUUGCCAUGAAAUAUUGUACAGACACUCAUUCAUUCAUUCAUCCAUGUCCCCCUGAGGAUGAAUUGUAGUAACGUUGGUGAUCCCUUAACUUUUCAUCUAGCACCAAUGUCUCAUUUUUUCGAUUGGUGGUUGUUGUCUGGAAGUCAACAACUGCUUAUGAACUCUGUGCAACUAUAAAACAACUAUACAUUCUCCAGUUUCUUUCUUAAAAACUUACAUGAGUCAAUACAUGCUAUGUGUACUGUCUCAGAACUCAAAAUGUUGUGGGAAAUUCAUAAUGGCUUCCAAAAAAGCUCUUAAUUACGUCAGACCUUUUUUCAGGUAUAGAUGCUUCACCAUGAAUCUGCAUCAUAAUGUGAAACAAACAUCACUGUAAUCCUGUGAUAGUCUAGCACUGAGGAUCAACAGUGACACUGUCUGACUUUAGCAUGUUACUACAAAAUCCAAUAAAGAACCAUCCCUACAAUACAAAAAACAUCCAGAUCUUUUAAAGCAAGGUGUGUACUGCUGGGAGGUUGAAACAAUGCAGAUUGGACCAGCAUUAGGAAAGCAUGGAUCAGAUUUAUUUCACAACAUAAGUUAAUAAAACUUUUUAUUGAAAGUGCUUUGGAAUGUACACUUCAAGAAAAAAAAUAAAGGAAAAAAAGUCUGUAU